Messenger RNA from Alexandromys fortis (reed vole), 2530 nucleotides. It is a transcript of the gene Retreg3, whose product is annotated as reticulophagy regulator family member 3. The record is from RefSeq and is a predicted model, not a curated record. Gene Ontology annotation, biological process: reticulophagy. NCBI's taxonomy places the organism in Eukaryota, Metazoa, Chordata, Mammalia, Rodentia, Cricetidae. The transcript is spliced from 9 exons. Bases 92 to 1492 code for a protein of 466 amino acids.
GCCCCUCCGCAGCCAAAUCGCGCUUCUGCGCAGUCGGUGUUAUUGUGACUACCGGGCCGUGGCCCCGGAUGUUGUGGCUGCUGGAGGGGAGAUGGAGGAGGCCGAAGGGGUGGCUGCUGCCCCGGGCGCAGCUUCGGGGGUGGCUUUCAGUGGCCGCCGAGCUACGUCCGGCUCCUGGGAGCGCGACCAGCAAGUUGAGGCGGCGCAGCGGGCCCUGGUGGAGGUGCUGGGGCCCUACGAGCCUCUGCUGAGCCGGGUGCAGGCAGCCCUGGUGUGGGAGCGGCCGGCCAGGAGCGCCCUGUGCUGCCUGGGGCUGAACGCGGCGUUCUGGUUUUUUGCACUGACAUCCCUUCGUUUUGUGUUUUUACUUGCAUUCAGCUUGAUGAUCAUUGUCUGUAUUGAUCAAUGGAAGAACAAAAUUUGGCCUGAGAUAACAGUGCCAAGACCUGACGCAUUAGACAACGAGAGUUGGGGCUUUGUGCACCCUCGUUUGCUCAGCGUCCCCGAGCUCUGCCACCAUGUAGCUGAAGUCUGGGUUAGUGGGACCAUUUUCAUAAGGAAUCUUUUGCUUUUCAAAAAGCAAAACCCAGGCAAGUUCUGCUUGCUGAGCUGUGGGAUACUGACCUUUUUGGCCAUGUUGGGCCGCUACAUCCCUGGGCUCCUGCUGUCCUACUUGAUGCUUGUCAUUGUCAUGAUGUGGCCUCUGGCUGUCUACCACCGGCUGUGGGAUCGAGCCUAUGUGCGACUGAAGCCAGCUCUGCAGCGGCUGGACUUCAGUGUCCGUGGCUACAUGAUGUCCAAGCAGAGAGAAAGACAAUUACGCCGCAGAGCUCUACACCCAGAACGUGCCCUGGACAACCACAGUGACAGUGAAGAGGAGCUUGCUGCAUUCUGUCCUCAGCUGGAUGAUUCUGCUGUGGCCAGGGAAUUGGCUAUCACAGAUUCGGAGCACUCUGAUGCUGAGGUCUCCUGUACAGACAACGGCACAUUUAACCUGUCAAGGGGCCAGACACCUCUCACAGAAGGCUCGGAAGACCUAGAUGGUCACAGUGAUCCUGAGGAGUCAUUUGCCAGAGACCUUCCAGACUUCCCUUCCAUUAAUGUGGAUCCUGCUGGCCUGGAUGAUGAAGACGACACCAGCAUUGGGAUGCCCAGCGUGAUGUACCGCCCCCCACCAGGGGCUGGGGAUACCCAGGUCCUGCCUGCUAGUCGGGAUGAGGCUGCACUGCCAGAGCUCCUGCUUGGGUCCCUUCCUGGAGGAUCUAACCUUACCAGCAACCUUGCCAGCCUGGUCUCCCAGGGCAUGAUCCAGCUGGCCUUGUCAGGGGCCUCCCAGACAGACCCUUCUGGCCCACCUCCCCGAAGAACAACAAGAGGCCUCCUCCGGGCUCCUAGUUCAGACCUUGACACUGAUGCUGAGGGAGAUGAUUUUGAACUUCUGGACCAAUCAGAGCUGAAUCAGCUAGACCCUGCCAGUUCCAGGAGCCACUGAGAGGAGACUCCUUUGAGGGGGUCACUGUGAUGUAGGGUUUUUUUCUCCCCACCCCAUUUACUGUGAUGGGGCAAGGGAAGAACCCGGUCUUGUCCCCUGAAUUUUAUCUGUGUGCUGUGUGGCCUGGCUGAUGCAGAGGCCUGCUGAGAGGACAUACUCAUCACCUUGCUGCCAGCUAGACAUUUCUGUGCUUAGUCACUGAAGUGAGCACAUGCUGCCCCGAGGGAGACAUCUCUCCACAGGGCGGUACUGCAGGCAAGAAAGGAGGAAUAGUGGUUCCCCUUGGGGAAUUAACAUUGAGGUGGUAGUGCUGGUUGUUUUUAGGUCUGGGUGCUCAGGGGCCUUCACUGAUGUAAGAGCCCAUCUCUUCUCCUCACCUCACGGGAGCCACAGAAGUCAGGCAGCAGCUACAAGAGUUUCCAUUUUUGUCUUUUACCAUGAUUUGACUUGUGUUCUCAAAGCAAGUUUGUCCUUUGGUUCUGCAGAGCAGGCCCACUUCCUGUCCCUGAGCCCAUCUUCAUUUCUCGAUGACUGACCCUCAACACUGCAGAGUGCUUGCAGAACGUAAGAAAUGUGAAUGUGACGUGGGCUGAGCCUCUGUGUCACCUUGAGCUGUAGGAUCAGCUGGUGACAGGGUUGGUGAGUGCCUCUCUGUCCUGAGGUCUCAUGGAAUCUUUUGGAGCUGUGUGGUUGUCUUUGGUGCUGUUAACCCCUGGCUCCAUUUGACCAUCCAUCUGAGCAGCGAGCAAAGCAAUAUCAUAUCCAUUUUUAUGUACUAGUUCCUCCCUUGCUCCUCCUCCGGAGAAGCAAUAAUUCCGCAAGGGGUAGGUGGCAAAGUAGCACUUUACAAAUGGCUGUGGCAUUCAUCCGAGGAGCCAGCAGCUCUUCCAUACUGCUUCCUAACUCCUUUGAGGGUGAGCCCUCAAAGUAAGGAUGUGUUGGUAACCAGCAGACACUGCUCUGAAGGGUGUGUGUUAGCAGUCCCUGGUCAAAUCAUGUGAAACAAAGCCCUGUAAAUGAUCAUUGGUUCUAAACCUU